AUGGCAAGUGACUGCAGUGGGAAGGAGAUUGCCUAUACCAUUACCGUUGGUCAGUCAAAUGGUCAAUUCAAAACAGUUCAAGCAGCAAUUGAUUCCAUAAACACCAACAAUGAUCGCUGGGUUAAAAUCCACAUAUACCCAGGCAAAUACAUAGAGAAGGUCGAGGUUCCUUAUGAAAAACCAUGUAUCUUCUUAGAAGGGGAAGGCAGAGCCGUUACAACAAUUACGUACAAUGGCCACCAGCAAACAGAUUCCAGCGCCACGUUCUCCUCUGUUCCCAACAGUGUUGUUGUCGCCGGCAUCAACUUCGAGAACUCGUGGGAUCUAUCAACAGCAUCAUACAUUAGAGGAAGCCGAAUCAUACAACCAGCACUAGCAGCAAGAAUAUAUGGAGACAAAUCUGCUUUUAUCGAUUGUGGCUUCUUGGGUUUUCAAGAUACACUCUGGGAUGUACAGGGUCGUCAUUACUUUAAGAAUUGUUAUAUCGAGGGUGCAGUGGACUUCAUUUUCGGCAACGGCCAGUCCUAUUACGAGAAUUGUUAUGUGAAUGCGUCAUUAAGCACGUCAAAGGCUCAAGUGGCUUUGGGUUAUAUAACAGCGCAAGGGAGAGAAUCAAAAGAGGAGACAAGUGGAUUUGUAUUCAAGGGAGGUAGGGUUGUUGGAAGUGGUCCAGUUAUGUUGGGAAGAGCCUAUGGUCCAUACUCCAGAGUCAUAUUUCAUGAAACAUAUUUGGAUUCAGUGGUUGAUCCUCUAGGAUGGGAUGCUUGGAGUCAUGCAGGACAAGAGACCAGGGGCGAGUUUAAAUAGGCGCGUGCAGUGGGAGACGAAACUAUCUACUUCGCAGCUAAAGCAGUUUUCGUUGUCAUCAUUCGUGAACCAAGAUCAGUGGCUUGCGAAUUUACCAUGCCCUACCUAGCUAGUUUUUUCGGCAUUGUAAUUUAUGUUCUUUUGUAAUAGCCCUUUGUGCUACACCAAUCAGGACAUUGGCUUUUCCUAUGCUGC
Messenger RNA from Prosopis cineraria, 1002 nucleotides. Its product is annotated as putative pectinesterase 52. The transcript has 5 exons. Gene Ontology annotation, biological process: cell wall modification. The record is from RefSeq and is a predicted model, not a curated record. Gene Ontology annotation, molecular function: pectinesterase activity. Bases 1 to 807 code for a protein of 268 amino acids. Lineage: Eukaryota; Viridiplantae; Streptophyta; Magnoliopsida; Fabales; Fabaceae.